ACUCUACUGAUGGAUAUAAUUAUUUUCUUCUUUCUAUAUUCAGACGGAACUGUAUAAACUCUCAUUUCUAAAGAAUUACAUUACACAACACAGUGCGACUCGGCCUAGCUAGCGAAGAAUCAAAUAAUUGUCCCAUUUUUGAAACUCGCUUGAUAAUGGAUUCCGUCGAAACAGCGAAUCACAUAACAUUGCGCCUGCAGCUUUUGCAAUCCUUUCUGUUCUCACAUCAGCUAGACGGCGUGCAGGCCACGCGGAGUAAUUGGUUAAGUUUUCAAUAUUGACAUUUUCGGGGAUUUUCAGCGAGGCAGCGAAUAACACGCGAUACCGUAAACUAAGAAUUAUUUAUUUGUUUUGAAUAAUUUGCAAUAAAAAUGGUUGAAACGGCAGCAAACGGAGCCGAGGGAGAGGCUGCGAAACCAAAGACAGCCAAACAGCUUGAGAAAGAGGCUAAGAAGUUGGCUAAAUUGGAGAAGUUCAAACAAAAACUAGAUAAAAAAGAAACCACUGCUCCAACUAGGCCCAAAGAAAAACCUGAGAAGGUUGAAAAAAAGCUGGAAAGCAAGCAAGCAGUAUUAUAUACCAUAAACACUCCAGAGGGGGAAAAGAAGGAUGUCAAUUGUCCGAUGCCUGAUGCCUACAGCCCUCGUUUUGUCGAGGCAGCGUGGUAUUCCUGGUGGAGAAACGAGGGUUUCUUCAAACCCGAAUAUGGACGUAAAAGCAUCAACGAAACAAAUCCCAAAGGCACAUUUGUCAUGGUUAUUCCACCACCUAAUGUCACCGGUUCCUUACAUCUUGGACAUGCACUGACAAAUGCGAUCGAGGACGUAAUUACCCGAUGGAAUCGUAUGAAGGGGCGAACGACACUUUGGAAUCCGGGUUGUGAUCAUGCUGGAAUAGCGACUCAAGUGGUAGUUGAAAAGAAAUUAUGGAGGAACGAACAAAAGACACGUCAUGACAUCGGGAGGGAAAAAUUUGUGGAAAAAGUUUGGGAGUGGAAAAAUGAAAAAGGAGAUCGAAUCUAUGAGCAACUUCGUAAACUCGGGAGCUCCUUUGAUUGGGAUCGCGCUUGUUUCACAAUGGAUCCAAAACUCUGCCGCGCUGUUACCGAAGCUUUCGUACGUCUGCAUGAGUCAGGGGAUAUUUACAGGAGUAAUCGUCUUGUGAAUUGGUCUUGUACGUUGAAAAGUGCAAUUUCCGAUAUUGAGGUGGACAAAAUGGAGCUACCUGGCAGAACUUUUCUCGCUAUUCCUGGCUACAAAGAGAAAGUUGAGUUUGGUGUUCUCGUAUCAUUUGCAUACGAAAUAGAAAACUCAAAUGAAAAGGUUGUGGUUGCUACAACUCGUAUUGAAACAAUGCUUGGAGAUGUUGCGGUCGCAGUACACCCUAAGGAUGCUCGUUAUUCUCACCUGAUUGGUAAAUACGUGAAACAUCCUUUCUGCGAUAGAAAGAUACCGAUCAUAACUGACGAUUUUGUGGAAAUGGAAUUUGGAACAGGCGCUGUAAAAAUAACACCUGCCCAUGACCCUAAUGAUUAUGAAGUUGGAAAGAGGCACGACUUGCCAUUUAUAACAAUUUUUGAUGACGCGGGAAAUAUCAUCGGAAACUAUGGCAAAUUCACGGGUAUGAAAAGAUUCGAUGCGCGAAAGGCUAUUCUGCAACAAUUGAUGGAAAGAGGAUUAUAUAUUGAGACCAAAGACAAUGCAAUGGUUGUACCAAUUUGUAGUCGAUCCAAGGACGUCGUUGAACCACUAAUGAAACCGCAGUGGUACGUCAAGUGUGAUGAAAUGGCUGCUGAUGCUAUCAAGGUUGUUGAAAAUGGAGAGUUGAAGAUUAUUCCAGAGCAGCAUAAAAGAACUUGGAAUCAUUGGUUGGAGGGUAUCAGAGAUUGGUGUAUUUCUCGUCAGCUUUGGUGGGGUCAUCGAAUCCCAGCAUAUUUUGUAUCCAUUUUGGACUCAGCUGUUCCAGCUGGAACUGAAAAUGACAACAAUUAUUGGGUGAGCGGAAGAACAGAGGCAGAGGCGAAAGAAAAAGCUGCAAACCGGUUCAAUGUCAGCAUUGAUAAUAUUAAGCUGGAACAGGAUCCUGAUGUCUUAGAUACUUGGUUUUCUUCCGGUCUCUUUCCAUUCUCUAUCUUUGGCUGGCCAGAAGAAUCCGAGGAAUUGAAAGCUUUCUAUCCUGGAACUUUGUUGGAGACAGGACAUGAUAUACUCUUCUUUUGGGUAGCAAGAAUGGUUUUCCUUGGUAGAAAGCUCCUGGGUAAAUUACCAUUUAAGGAAGUCUUCUUACAUGCUAUGGUGAGAGACGCACAUGGAAGGAAAAUGAGUAAAUCUUUGGGAAACGUCAUUGACCCGAUGGACGUGAUACACGGAAUAUCUCUAGAGGAUCUCCACAAACAAUUAUUGGAUUCGAAUUUGGAUCCGAAAGAACUUAAAAAAGCCACAGAAGGACAGAAGCAGGAUUAUCCUCAGGGAAUUCCGGAGUGCGGAACAGACGCAUUGAGAUUUGCACUGUGCGCUUACACAACUCAAGGACGUGACAUCAAUCUCGAUAUUUUGCGAGUUCAGGGUUACAGAUUUUUCUGCAAUAAGCUUUGGAAUGCGACAAAGUUCGCCCUGAUGUACUUAGGAGAUGGAUUCGAAUUCGACGCUGAAAGUGACGAGAAACGCUGCGCGAUUUCGAGCGCGGAGGAUGUCGUUGGCGAUUAUAAAUGGUACCAGCACACACUAAACGAAAAUUGUGUUCAAGACGCGCUAAAUAACUUCUUGGCAGAUUAUUCGUACAUAAAUGGAUACACGCCUUCCCAGGCUGAUGUUAAGGUUCAUGAAACGUUGAAGUGCCUGCGUAUUGAUUUUUCGCAUAGACCACAUCUUUUACGAUGGUUUAACCACAUCAAAAGCUAUAGUACACAUGAAAGAUCCAGUUUUCACCCAGAAGACGGAGAAGUUUAUCAACAGACUAAAAGUAACGUUAGCAGUAGUCGUAAAACGGGAUAUCAGCUCUCUGGAAAUGAAACAGAAGUAGACUUGUGGAUGCUUUCAAGGUUGAGUUAUGCGGCGAAAGUUUGUGACGAGGGAAUAGCUCAGUAUGAUCUUACAGCUGCAACUACAGCCUGUUACAAUCUCUGGCUGUACGAUUUGUGCGACGUUUAUCUGGAAUAUCUGAAGCCUGUUUUCCAAGGUGGAAAUAAAGAGACUAAGUCAACAGCUCAAAAAGUGUUGUUCAAAAGCUUGGACAUAGGAUUGCGUUUACUCAGUCCAUUCAUGCCCUUCAUAACAGAGGAACUUUACCAACGUUUACCACGUAAAAAAUUAAUUUAUCCAAGUAUUUGCGUGGCUCCGUAUCCAGAAGAACGUGAGUGUCCUUGGAGGGAUCAAGGCAUAGAAGCGGAUGUUGACAUUGCUCAGAAAAUUAUUAAAUCCAUAAGAUCCGCACGAGCUACAUAUAAUUUACCGAACAAGACUAAAACUGACGCAUUUGUCACAUCUACGGAAGACAGUAUCAAAGAAAAAGUCAAGACGUACUCUUUGUUGAUUGGGACACUUGCUUACUCAAUAAUUUAUCUCGACAAUGCUCCAACCGGAUGCGUUAUCAUCCCUGUGACAGACAAGAUCCAAGUUCACUUAUUACUUAAGGGAUUGGUUGAUCCGAAAAAGGAACUUGAAAAACUUGGUAAAAAGAAAGGAAUACUUACAGAGAGUAUAAAUAAGCUGGAACAGGCUAUGUCGGCAGUUGAUUAUUCCACUAAAGUUCCUGCGGAUGUCCAGUUAGCAAACACGGAAAAGUUAACCAGUAGCAAAGGCGAAUUGGAACGGCUGGUAGAAGCAAUGGACGCUUUACAGCUGAUGCAAUAGCAGUUUCCAAUUUCUUAGAUGCGAAUUUGUAUGUAAUUCUAUGAUUUUUCUUUAUUAAAUGAAGUAAAAACAAAUCGCUGAAAACAUUGAAA
Neodiprion virginianus is the source of this 3943-nucleotide messenger RNA. It is a transcript of the gene ValRS, whose product is annotated as valine--tRNA ligase. Gene Ontology annotation, biological process: valyl-tRNA aminoacylation. The transcript is spliced from 18 exons. Gene Ontology annotation, cellular component: cytosol. Bases 372 to 3851 code for a protein of 1159 amino acids. NCBI's taxonomy places the organism in Eukaryota, Metazoa, Arthropoda, Insecta, Hymenoptera, Diprionidae. The record is from RefSeq and is a predicted model, not a curated record. Gene Ontology annotation, molecular function: aminoacyl-tRNA deacylase activity; ATP binding; valine-tRNA ligase activity.